AUGUUGGUCUACCAAAUGAAGGGCUACAGCGGCUAUGCCGUUCAGUACUCGCCGUUCUUCGACAACAAGCUGGCAGUGGCAUCAGGAUCUAACUUUGGACUGGUGGGAAAUGGCCGACUAUUCAUCAUGGAUCUCACGGCGCAGGGCACGAUGGUGGAGUCCAACUCAUUUCUCACCAAGGAUGGGCUGUUCGACGUGGCGUGGAACGAGCUGCACGAAAACCAGGUGCUGGCGGCGCAGGGCGACGGGUCUCUGCGGUUGUUCGACAUCACGCUGCAGCAGUACCCGAUCGCGUUGUUCCAGGAGCACCAGCGGGAGGUCUUCAGUUGCAACUGGAACUUGCUGCAUAAGGACACAUUUGUGAGCUCGUCGUGGGACGGCACGGUGAAGGUGUGGACACCGGCGCGGCCACAGAGCAUGCUGACGCUGCUGCCCGCGCCCGCGAACCGCAGCGUGAUGGUAGAGCCAGGCGCGCGCGGCCUACCGCUCUCGAACCAGCAGCAGCACAAGGACGCUGCCGACAACAAGGACUGCAUAUACCAGGCGCAAUUCUCGCCGCACGACCCGAAUCUCGUGAUGAGCUGCUCCGGUAACUCCUACGUCUCGCUUUUCGACCUGCGGCAGCCCGCGGCGUCGAACCAGCAGCGCUUCAUCGCGCACAGUGGUCUAGAAGCGCUCUCCUGCGACUUCAACAAAUACCGCCCGCAUGUAAUCGCGACUGGCGGCGUCGACAAGAUGGUCAAGGUGUGGGACCUGCGGAUGGUACGGCAGACACUUACAACCAGCAGGACUGCCCCUGUCUCCAUCAACGAAAUGCAGGGCCACUCCUUGGCUGUGCGCAAAGUCGUCUGGUCCCCGCACCACUCGAACAUCCUCCUCUCCACCUCCUACGACAUGACCUGCCGAGCCUGGCACGACCUCGCGGACGGCCCCGGUGGCCAGCACUCGGGGCGAACCAACAACAGCGACCCGCAGCGCGGUUGCUCCUAUGUGUUUUCCAAGCACUCCGAGUUCGUCUUCGGUGCAGACUGGAGCCUUUGGGGCCAGCCGGGCUACGUCGCCACCACCGGCUGGGACGGCCAGGUCUGCGCGUGGUACGCGCUCGCUAGGUAG
Molecule: messenger RNA, 1113 nt
Organism: Eremothecium gossypii ATCC 10895
Lineage: Eukaryota; Fungi; Ascomycota; Saccharomycetes; Saccharomycetales; Saccharomycetaceae
Gene: PEX7
Product: Pex7p
Exons: 1
Coding region: 1-1113 (370 amino acids)
Biological process (GO): protein import into peroxisome matrix
Cellular component (GO): cytosol; peroxisomal matrix
Molecular function (GO): protein binding
Source: RefSeq, marked provisional